CAGUUUGGGAUUCUUUGGACUGUAUAUUUUAACGUUGAGCUUUUAGUUAACUUUACAUUAUAGAUUCAAGUUGAGUUAACUUGUACCGAGAGCAGAUCUUUGUUCUCUGUUUCACUUAUAGUUAUUAAGUUAAGCCAUAGCACCAGUCUAUAUUUUGUUUUAAUGUAACGUUUGCUGACGAAGUUCCGUUGUGUCCGUGUGAGCAGCCAUGUCCAGCAGGUACCCGAUAGUAGUGCAGGGCGAGGCCUCUGAGACCGACUCUGACGAUGAGGUCUACAUCACCUCCCUGCCUGCUCCACAAACCGCCACAGUCGGAGCCAAGGUUGUCUUAAAGGCUGUGUGUUUGAGUGAGAGAGAGAGAAAAGUUCCUGGGGAGGCGUCUGAAACAGAUAGUGAGGAUGAGGAGGAGCAGGAGGACCGAGCCCCUGCACUGAGCACGGAGAGCUCCCAAAUACUCAGGAGAGACCUGCCUCCUCUGAUCGUAGUUAGAGACCAUCCUGAUAUACAGUCGAUAGUGGAAGACAGGCCAAGCCCCAUACACAGACUGUCUGGUGACACCCUUUUACAACAGAAGCUGCAGGAAUCGAACAGCCGGCUGUAUUCUGACGUGGGACAGACAGUACGGCAGGUUUAUGGCAGUGCCAGUAAAGAGGUGCACAGUGCAACAGCUCAGCUGAAUACUUCGCAGAGCGCCAUCAUCAAUGUCUCCCACAGCAUCAGACUAAUCCUGGACGACCUGAAGGCUGUGUCCGAGAAGAUUGACAUCAUCACCAGCUGUCAAAUACUGCCUGAUAUUAACAUCAAUAAUCCAAACAAUUGUACUGCUCCUACAACAUAAACAAAUCAAUAUACUGUG
Messenger RNA from Micropterus dolomieu (smallmouth bass), 856 nucleotides. It is a transcript of the gene bloc1s3, whose product is annotated as biogenesis of lysosomal organelles complex-1, subunit 3. The record is from RefSeq and is a predicted model, not a curated record. Gene Ontology annotation, cellular component: BLOC-1 complex. The coding region runs from base 209 to 838 and encodes 209 amino acids. The transcript has 4 exons. NCBI's taxonomy places the organism in Eukaryota, Metazoa, Chordata, Actinopteri, Centrarchiformes, Centrarchidae.